Molecule: messenger RNA, 986 nt
Organism: Pseudo-nitzschia multistriata
Lineage: Eukaryota; Bacillariophyta; Bacillariophyceae; Bacillariales; Bacillariaceae
Source: the annotation of a GenBank genome assembly
AUACAACUAGUGAAUCAACUUAAACAACGUGAUGUGUUUGUUUUGGCGGUAUGGUACGAGGUUUUUGGGGCUCGCCUCGAUCGAUCAUUUGUACUACGUAUCGUACCGUAGUGUAUUAGUAGUAGUAUUCUACAAAGUAUUUUUCGGUACCACGCUUUUCGUACGCUUACUAUGAUGGACUCUGGAGCCAUUCUCUUUUCCGCAUGCGCUUCCAUUUGCAUCGUCGUCCGAAUCGAACCCACCCCGUUGAUCGUUCUGCGCCAUCGCUCUCCUUUUCUGCACAGCAACAGCAACAGCAACAGCAACAGCAACAGCAACAGCACGCAUCCACAUCCACACACACACACACACGACACCCAUGUCCAAGACGACGGAGGCCCUCGUCCGGCAGUCCUACCGGUCCCUGCUCCGGCUCGUCCACCGCCUGCCCGAGGCCUCCUCCCCGGCCUCGCUCUCCCCCGAGGAAAGCCUCCGCUCGCUCCGGUCCGCCUUUCGAACGCCCCUGGCGCCCGGCGAAUCUGUCGGGGACCGCCUGGAGGAAGCCGAGUCGAAGCGCUCCUUUCUCAAAAUGGUCACGCCCAGGGAACGGCCAAGCAGCAGCAGAAGGACCGAGGAAGGGGCCUCGCCCAGCCGCGUGUGGGUCUACCGGAACGGCGAGCGCCUCGAGCGGGACGGGGCCUCGCGGGUCCGCGACAAGAACGGCAGGGUCGUCUCCAACUGGGACGGGAAGAACCUCGACCCCGACAGCGUCAAGCAGCACAACUACCAGCUCAAGCGGAUGGGCUUUCGGAACAACGCCCACGCCAAGGGGAUCUUCUAGGUCGGCUGUUUUUGGAUGUGCGUGUGCGUGUGCGUGUGCGCAAGCACGCGGAAGGGUCGCACGCACCGGGUGACGGCAGUUUCGGCUGGGCAGCUAGAAGGAUCCCAGCACACAGCUUGCGCGCAUUUGCAUCGUGAAGUUUCUGGAACAAAGGCGAUAGGUGACC